GGUAUUUUGCAGAGAUCUUUUUUUAUGCAUCAUGGAAGAUGACGUUUCGUCAUCGGUUCCAUCAGACGCGGCUGUCCCGGAAGAGGAUGCAGAUGUCGAUGCAUGGGAGAUCAAUGUAAGCACAUUAGAGGAUUUGACACUAUCUGCAGAUGUAGCGAAGGAGGUCACAGAUAUUUGGAAAGCCUAUGUCGAUACCUUCCAAAGCGAACAGUCGGCAGGCGAAGCCAUCUUCAAUGCAAUUUUUGAAGUCGCCCCUUCCUUGCAAUCGCUCUUUGUCGGUCCAAGAGGUGUUCAGGCCUUAAAAUUUGUGAAUGGAGUGAGCUCAGUCAUUGCGAACCUCCUGAACCCAUCUGCCUUGAAGAUCGAGGUGGAGACCAUGGCUUUUGCCCAUCUCAAUUACGAUAUUACCGUGCCUCGGGUGACAUUGUUUCGAGAUUCUAUUCUCGACCUCUUCGAGACAGAGAUGGGAGAUGCCUUUAGCGCUUGGGCUCGCGAUGGAUGGGGACAACUCCUUUCAUACAUUGGAGGCGCCCUGAUCUGGGUGCGGGCCAACUUUUCGGACCGCCUACGAGUUCUUCAAGAGAGCUGGCAGGCGGCCAAUGAGGUGGGCAAACGACAGAUGACUGAGGCUGAAAAGCAGCGAAUGUUGCAUCAGUCAAAGAAAGACCAAAAGCGGAAGGACGAUGAAAAGCCUGAGAAAAGUGUUGAGAUCGAUCCAGAAGUAGCGAGUACUGAUAGUCCAGACAGUUCUGGCAGCAGUUUCUCUGGUCAGACUAUGCAGACGGUCGGGCUCCACCCGAGCAACAAAGUGAUGACCAGCAACCGUUGCAGUCGAAUGAUGGGUACACUCUCCAGGUUGUGCAAGCGUGACACGGGUCCCAAAUAUGAUAUCGAAACUGGCCGAAAGGACAAAGAUGCCAAGAAGGUUCAGGAACAUCAAACAACACAUGCAGCGAAAGCCAAAAAUCAAACACAUCACAUCGAUGUGCCCAAGACCUUUGACGAAAUGUUUCAGUGGAACUCCGCAGUCAUGGGCCUUUCUGGUCGGAAGUGGAUGCAGGAGGUCUUGAAUUGCUUCUCCGCCAUGGUGGAGCACAUUUCAGAUACGAAACGCUUGCAACAGGAAUGCAACGUCGUUUCAAUACGCAUUGCAAAAACCUCUGGGGAUAACGUGAAUCUUUCAGAGUUCAAAUCAUGCAUGCUGGCUGCCUUGCGAUCCCUACUUCCAACAACUUGGGAUACCAACCAUGAACUGGCUUGGAAUUGGCUUUGGGAUAACAUUGAAACUGUGCUGAAGAAGACCAUGGGGAAACCACUUCUUUGGGAGCAAAGCCUCUCAACGAUGCUCGCAAACCUGAGCGAUGAAGAGAAACACAGCUACCGCGUUGGGCUCUACGAUCGCUACUUUGCAGCUGUUCCCGCAGGUCAGGACUACUUCAAACAAUCCAACACGCGCUUGCACUUCAUCGCGGACCGCGCCACUGUGAUGUCGCUAGAGCUGCUGGGUGAGCCUUGGCACAUGGUCGACGAGAUCUCGGCCUUGGGCUUGAGACAUGUGGGCUAUGGCAUCCCCACAGAGAUGUUUUCGCCCUUCAUCGAAGCAGCUGUUGACUCGAUGAAACGAUUUGUCGCUGAUCAGACGGCCCUACAGGCCUUUAGCUGGUCCUUGGGCAUCAUUGCACAGAUGUUGGUGCACACUGUCACCGAGGGUUCCACCAUUGUGAUGAAAGCCAUCAACAAUAAUUCGCAUUCCCAGUUGCAGAGCGCCGUGAACUCGGCCCCACGGGGCGAUCGCUUCAAUUGGGUUCUGAUUGUGAAGGUGGGUACACAAGAUAUCUCGCCUUUAAGAUGGGCCAUCGAGAGCGGAAGUUUAAGCGCUGCCAAGGCAAUUAUUGAGGACUUGCUGACCAUCAGAGCUGACCGAGAAAGAUAUUAUUAUGGCGUGGAUGCGUUAUUUCUGCGGCAUCCAGAUAUCGUUCCGAUUAUUUGCUCUGAAGCUCCAUUGAUUCUAGGAACCUUCCUGGAGGGAUUGGUUUGGCGGUCGCGGCUCACAAAAGACGGCUUGCGGCGCGUGAACUACUACGUGAAAAACCUGGUCAUCGAUGCCCAUGGUCAUUUCUCUGGAGCCUUGCAGGCUUUGGUCCGACUGGGUGACCCUAAGAUCAUUUCACAUCCGACCAUCGACUUGGUGUCAAACAGAUUGUGGCAUGGUGUUGUGAGUCGGCAGUUUAUGCUUUCGAAGCUCUGGUUCAUCUUGAGCUUGGUGAUUCUUAUGGUCAGCCAGACCCUUUUGCCAGAGUACAGGGAGUCCUUUGAAGUUCGGGUGGCUACCUUGGUGUGUCGAAUCCUCACCUAUUUGCUGACCUUGAUGGUCCUGUUGGCCCAGCACUCCCGUGAUAUUGUCGUGGCAUACAUGCACCGUGAUACCGUGCGCAUCUUCAGAAGAAUACCAGUACCCCGCUACCUCACAGAAUUCUACCACCUUGCCAGUUUGAUGCUGAUGAUUUGUCUUAUUCUGAUGCUGAGCUACGAGCCUUUCAUCUAUUGCCACUAUUCUGAGGCGGAUUGGCCCUCUGAAUACUGUCCAGAAUAUGAUCACAAUGGUGGUUUCGUCUAUUCAGUGUUUGCGAUGUUUGCUGUGGGCCUGCAUUGGGGACUUAUGGCAGACCUAGCUGUCUUCUCUACAGGACUCAGUGCGUUCGUCCUGGUGUGCGUUCACGUUGGUUCUGAGAUUGGACGCUUCAUGUUCGCCUUGAUGUUCUUGCUGACGACUUUUGCAAGUGCAAUUACAGUUCUGGAUCACCGCUACGAGGACAUGAAGCAGUUCAGCGACACCAUGAUUUGCUUAUCGGGCAUUACCUUGCGGCUCUUUGAAGAUGACUUCCGUGACCUGCACAGUGAUCCUUUGCUGCUUACUGCAGUCUUUGGCUUCAUUACAGCAUCGGCAAUUUUGCUUCUCAACCUUUUGAUUGCCCAACUGAACUGCUCAUACGUUUACAUCUACCAGAACAUGUUGGGCUAUGCAAAGCUGAAGAGAGCCUCUGUCAACGUGCAGACUUUGGCGUACACCAAGCCACACCGUUGGCAUUAUUUCGUGCAAACAUUGGGCCUCAAGACCCCUUUGGAAUUUAACGAAGGUGAUGUGGGUAUGGCUGGUGGCAUUCAGGUCCUGGAGCCGCAAAACCUGACUGUGGUGGCGACGGAUCGCAUCCUUCGCUUCGGAGGCAGUUGCUCACAGGAUUUGGAGUGGCCCGCAGACAACAGCAGGUCCGCGGAAAACGAAGAGGAGGAGAAACUGGCUGCGCUGGAACACCUCCUGCACUCCACCCUGUCGAAGUUUAGGAGAUCCAAGAAACAUGGUGAGUCCAGAAGCGGAGCAGAUAGCGAUGACCCGGAAAGAACCAACAGUGGCGCAUGGAGUGCUGUCAGCGGCGUCAGCGGAGCCAGUAGAGCAUUCAGCGACUGAGGCGACUGAGGUUGACAGCGUUCGAUGCAUCUGCCAUCAUUGAUGGUGGGGACCAUAGUUCGAUACAAGGAAGAUGUGCUAAUGCAAACACAAAUACUAGGCUUUUCAGCGCAAAUGAAUUUCAGCGCAAUGCAGACCACAAAGUGGAUUCUGCCAGUCUUACGGAUCAGAACACAUCCCAUUCAGGUGAGCUCUCGUAUCCGUAACGGUGUUUCUUUUCGAACAACCUAGAGCUAUUGUCUUGACGGAACAGAAGAGGAUCUGCUUCAAACCAACCUCUUAC
Molecule: messenger RNA, 3749 nt
Organism: Cladocopium goreaui
Lineage: Eukaryota; Dinophyceae; Suessiales; Symbiodiniaceae
Source: the annotation of a GenBank genome assembly